This is a messenger RNA of Plasmodium vinckei vinckei, 1878 nucleotides long. Its product is annotated as conserved Plasmodium protein, unknown function. NCBI's taxonomy places the organism in Eukaryota, Apicomplexa, Aconoidasida, Haemosporida, Plasmodiidae. The transcript has a single exon. The record is from RefSeq and is a predicted model, not a curated record. The coding region runs from base 1 to 1878 and encodes 625 amino acids.
AUGGCUAACUAUGAAAAAGAGGAAAAAAAAAAAGCCGAAAAAAAUUAUCGUAAUAAUAACGGUUUUAACAAAAAUAUAGAAAAAAUAAAUUCAGAAAAAUGUGAGCGUGCAUCUAUAUUACUUGAUAAUUUGAGUGCAUUGGAUUAUUCAAAUUUAAAUGAUAUCGACAAAAGUAGUAGUAGUAUUUAUAGUGAAAAUUGGAAAGUUCUAAAAACAAAUGAAGGAAAUUAUAUGGAUUCAGUAAAUGUAGGGAAUAAUAGAUGUAAAAGACGUUCUUUAACAUGUAAUAAUUUUACAAAUAAAAAUCAUUUUUUUGAUUCUAGUAUAAAUGAAAAUAAAAAGUUGUUAUAUGAAAGUGAACUGCCCGAUUUUAAAGAUAUAAAUCACCAAAUUGCAAAUAGUCUUAUUAAUAGUUAUAGUGAUUAUUAUUUGGAAAAUGAAAAGAAAGAUUGGAAUAAUUUUAAUAGUGUUUCUAAUUAUAAUAUGUCUGAUUUAGAUAUAUAUAAUGACGAAGACAUAGAUAUAGAUUUAUAUAAGAAUAAAACUAAUAUAGUGGUUGAUGAAGAUGAGAGUCCUUGUAAUGGUAGGUUAAUAAAUUUUCAAAAGCGAAGAUAUGUUAAAAAUUGUGGUGGUAAAAAUGGAAAAUUUGAAUGGGGUAAUGGAAGAGAGAACAUAUUUUAUAAGGGACAUGAAAAUGGAAAUCAAACUGAAGGUGAUCGGAAAAAAAUAGACAAGCAAGAUAAAUAUGUUUUCAAUUUGAAGAGUGGAAAAAAAGAAAGAAUAGAUAUGAAACCAUAUAAGGAUAAAAAUAAAAAAGAUAGGAAAAAAAAUACAACUAAUGAAUGGAAUAAUAAUAAUGAAGAAAAGAAGAAAAUGUUUGAAAAUCAAAUAAGAACAGAAUAUGACAUAAAAUUGAAUAAAAUGAUUGAAAAAUAUAGAGAUCAAGAUGAAGAAAAAAAGGAAGUAACAAAUAUUAUUUAUAAAAAAUAUAUGAAUAUAAAAAAUGAUUUAAUAAAAGAAAGUUAUGAAAAAAACCGAUUAAAAGAUGAAAAUGAAAAAUUAAAAAAUGAAUUAACGGAACUAAUUAAAUCACCUGUUGAAAAUGAUAUGAUGUAUAAUUAUAAAAAAAAAUUAGAAGAUUAUAUGUAUUUAUCAAAAAAUAAAGAUAUAGAAAUUAAAAAAUUAGAAAAUGAAUUGAUAAAUAUGAAGAAUAAGUUGAAUGUGAUUGAAAAAGAAUGUCUUAGUUUGUCUGGUGAAAAAACAAAGUUAAGGGACAGUAAUGAAGAAAUUAAAAAGGAUAACAUAAACUUAAAAAAAAAAUUAGAAACAUUUAAAAUUGUGAAUGAAGAAAUGAAAGAAAUAUUAUUUUAUAAAGACUUGAAAAUAAAUUAUUUUUCCAAUAUAAUAAGUCUUCUCGAUGAAACAAUAAUGAAGAAGGAGAUUCAAAAGGUGACAUUUUCAAAGGUGAGAAAGACAGGAGAAGAAUUAGAGAGCAUAGAUAAUGGUAGCACUGGUUUCCAAAAAAUAGAAGAUGAAUGUCGGAGCUUUAAGGGAGAUAAACAAAUGGGGGCGAUAAAAAAUAUGAAUAAGAAAAUAAUAAUAAAAUCAUUUGUUCAGAAGAUUGAAGACAUAAAUAAAAAAAUAAAAAAACAUAUGAGUACACUUGAUAGUUAUGAAAAUAAAAUGAGCAAUAUUUUAUAUAAUAGUCAUGAAAUUGUGGAAAAUACAAGUGAAAAAAAUAAAAAAGAUAAUGAGUUACUUGACAAAUAUUUUAAUUGUGAAAAUUUGUCUUUUAAUGAAAAUGAGUUAAAUUUAUCUGUAGGAAGUGAUGGGCUAACUACAUUUUUCGCAAAAAGUAAUUCAAAGGAUAAGAAUUGA